Sitophilus oryzae (rice weevil) is the source of this 8762-nucleotide messenger RNA. RefSeq names its product neurobeachin (gene rg). The record is from RefSeq and is a predicted model, not a curated record. Gene Ontology annotation, cellular component: membrane; cytosol. The transcript is spliced from 27 exons. Gene Ontology annotation, molecular function: protein kinase binding. Gene Ontology annotation, biological process: intracellular protein localization. The coding region runs from base 292 to 7524 and encodes 2410 amino acids. Lineage: Eukaryota; Metazoa; Arthropoda; Insecta; Coleoptera; Curculionidae.
GACCACGUCCUGUUCAAUCCCGCCCUGUGGAUCUACACGCCGGCAUCAGUGCAGACCAGACUCUACUCCUAUUUAGCGACGGAGUUUCUGUCUGACACGCAGAUCUACUCCAACGUGCGCAGAGUGUCCACAGUACUUCAGACUGUGCAUACGUUGAAGUACUAUUACUGGGUUGUAAAUCCGAGAUCAAAAAGUGGAAUUUUACCAAAGGGAUUGGACGGUCCCAGACCGGCUCAAAAGGACAUCUUGGCAAUCCGAGCGUACAUUCUACUCUUCCUCAAACAGCUCAUUAUGAUCGGCAACGGCGUGAAGGACGACGAACUCCAAAGCAUCCUCAACUAUCUCACGACGAUGCACGAGGACGAGAAUCUGCACGACGUCCUCCAAAUGCUUAUAUCGCUCAUGUCCGAGCAUCCCUCGUGCAUGGUGCCGGCUUUCGAUGCCAAACACGGCGUCAGAACGAUCUUCAAACUGUUGGCUUCCGAGAGUCAAUUGAUCCGGCUCCAGGCACUGAAGCUGUUAGGAUUUUUUCUUAGUAGGAGUACGCAUAAGAGGAAGUACGACGUGAUGAGUCCUCACAAUCUAUAUACGCUGCUCGCCGAUAGGCUGCUUUUGAAUGAAGAAUCGUUGUCGUUGCCUACUUACAACGUGUUGUACGAAAUUAUGACUGAACAUAUAAGCCAGCAAAUUUUAUAUACGAGGCAUCCUGAACCGGAGUCGCAUUUUAGGUUGGAAAAUCCAAUGGUACUGAAAGUAGUUGCUACUCUGAUUCGUCAAUCAAAACAAACCGAUCAGUUAAUCGAAGUGAAGAAGCUUUUUCUCUCUGAUAUGACAUUGCUGUGCAACAACAACCGAGAGAACAGGAGGACAGUUUUGCAAAUGUCAGUGUGGCAAGAGUGGCUCAUCGCCAUGGCUUACAUUCACCCACAAAACACCGAAGAACAGAAGUUAUCCGAUAUGGUGUACGCCUUAUUUCGAAUGCUCCUACAUCAUGCCAUUAAAUACGAAUACGGAGGCUGGAGAGUAUGGGUUGAUACUUUGGCUAUUGUACAUUCAAAGGUGUCUUACGAAGAAUUUAAGCUGCAAUUUUCGCAAGUUUACGAACACUACGAAAGACAUCGCGCAGACCAAAUUACUGAUCCCCAGUUAAGACAGCAGCAUCCGAUCAGUACAAUUUCAGGAUGGCACGGUCAGCCUCCAAACAUGCACAACGGUUGUCACGCUGACGAAGAGAAUUGGCACAGCAGUCGGCCGAUCAUUCAAGAGAUCGAAAUGAACGAAAACGAUAAAAGCGAGCAAGUUUGUAGUUGCGACUACAAUUCGACUAUUUCCGAAGGCAGUCCAGUUUCGUACAUCGCUAAACACGACGACAGUGAAGGUGUUUCUCUAGAUUCCAGGACUAGUGACUUAUUUAGUGAUAACAAAAUCGGGAAAGAUUCUCCUUUUUCGCAGGAUUCACCUCUCAAAUCGCAAAUAGAAGAGGAUACGUCCGUUGGAUCGCCUUUAUGUAACGGGAUACAUACGGGAAGUAGUACGAGUUACGGUAGUCCAGCCAAAAGCGAAGAUCAACAGAAAACUAAAAUUAUUGAAGAAAUCGUUCAAGAAAUUCUAUCCAAAUCUGAAAAACUUCUAGAAGAGCAAGGCGAUAUUCCAUACUUAAACACCGACGUUGAUAAGGUAUCUGAGGUUCAUGAUAAGGAAGUUAUUGAUAUUAUAGAUGACUCAAAGGUCGCAGAACUAAAUGCUAGAAAUAUAGAAAAACAGCUCAUUAAGGAAGAACUGAUCCCGGUGAGCCCGGUUAAAAGUAUAGGUAAUGAAAAGGAACUUCUCGACAGUGAAUCAGAACGGUACUUAACUCCAACGGAAGAAAUCAUAGAGAAGAAGGAUCCUGAAUCAGAAAUUAAAGAACAAAGUGAUACAUUGUUAAGCGAAGUGAAAUCGGACACUGGUAACAGUGAGCCAACCUCUGUAAAUUUAGACGUAAAAUUAAAAGAAGAAGGACAGGGUGAUGUUAGUGAUAAAAUUAAUCUUAGUAAUAGUGAAAUUGCAAUUAAUAAAUCUAACGCUGUGCCAAUUGUUGAAAAUAGUGCUGUGUCUGUAGAAAUAGAGCCGUCCAACCAAAACAAUUCUAGUCUACAAGAAAUAAACAUUCCAAUCGGUGAUAAUGUCGAUUCUAAAAUUAAGCUAGAGUACGAAGAGGGCACUACCGGGGAACAAGUGCCUGUUGUUGAGAAAAUACCGACAAUUUCGCAAUACUGUGAUCCUAGCUAUUCCGCUACCACUAAUACCGCUACGAAUACCUCUGCCGAUAUUGUCGAUAGCGUCGUGCCGAAAGAGGAAGUUAUAGUUACUUCGGAGAGAAACGAAGUGCCUCAAUCGGAAGCUCGCAGGCGAAUAAGCCUUCCAUCUAAUCACAUAGAAUCCCAAACCGAAGAUCUUAGUAGUAAUUCACACGUGCCUCAAGCUUCGCCCCAAAGGAGACCUAGGAGCGCCUCCAUUUCUACCCAAGUAGAUUCCAAUCAGUUUGAACCGAGAAAUAGGAAAUCGGACUCAUCAGGCAGGCCGAUGUUUAGUCCUGGCCCUACAAGACCUCCCUUUAGAAUACCCGAGUUCAAGUGGUCCUACAUCCACCAGCGUCUUUUGUCCGACGUGCUGUUCUCUCUGGAAACGGACAUUCAGGUGUGGAGGAGCCACUCCACCAAAUCGGUUCUGGACUUUGUGAACAGCAGCGACAACGCCAUCUUUGUCGUCAAUACCGUUCACUUGAUAUCCCAGCUCGUAGACAACUUGAUCAUAGCUUGCGGUGGAUUGUUACCCUUACUAGCUUCUGCUACCUCACCAAAUAGCGAAUUAGAUGUUAUUGAACCUACCCAAGGCAUGCCUAUAGAAGUGGCUGUUAGUUUUCUGCAAAGACUAGUCAAUAUGGCUGACGUACUGAUUUUUGCCAGUUCUCUGAACUUUGGAGAACUGGAAGCAGAGAAAAACAUGUCCAGUGGAGGAAUUUUAAGACAGUGUCUCAGAUUAGUAUGCACCUGUGCCGUACGAAAUUGUUUGGAGUGUAAAGAGAGAAGCAGGCCGCACCACGCAAUUGCACCCACAACUACUUUAAAUUCCAAUCACAAGGCGGCGCAUUUGCAAUCGUUUAUACGAGGAGUCCAGAACUCCCCUAAGAAUAUGGCAGACAAUCUAGCCAGUCAGUCCAGCCCAGUUAAAGAUCCAGAGAAACUGCUCCAAGACAUGGACGUGAACCGUCUGCGCGCCGUCAUUUAUAGAGACGUGGUGAGAACGUUUAUACAGGAGGAGACCAAGCAGGCCCAGUUCUUAUCGCUGGCGAUCGUGUACUUUAUAUCGGUGCUGAUGGUGUCCAAGUACAGGGAUAUUUUAGAGCCGCCCGUGUCCGUUAGAGUGCCUAGCCCGUUACCGAUUAGAAGUAAUGGCACUUCUCAUCAUUCGGGAAGCCCACAGGAAGGGAGUGCGCGACCUCUAUUCCCCCAAUGGUCCCACCACGUCUAUCCCCAAUUCCUUCCCGGUUCCCACCCCAACGCCGUGUCGCACCACGUGUACAUGCGACACCGGCACCACUCCUACGCCAAACACAAUCACUACAACCUCAACAACAAUCACCAUUCCCACUAUCACAACCACAAAAUCGAUCACCGUUACCACAGAAAUUCUAUGGGUGGUAGAACAGCUCCUAGAGCUCUGCACCAUCAUAACCAAGAAGAUGGCGACUAUGACGUCAUUACCGCCUACGUUAUGGACGAUACCAAUUCUCUGAAUCAAGAAAACGAGUUAAAUUCUGGUCCAGCUUCAAUUAAGGUAAACGCUAGACAGCGCCCCUCUUUGGGACAUGGGUUUACUGUAGAUUACACUUUGGACGGGAUAAGGCAUGCUCGAGGUUGUAACAGUGCUCAUGUUAUAAAAAAGAGUACGGAUUCCGUGGAAGACAUCAAUUCAGUAAACUCGGCGGACACCAACAAUGUUGGAUCCAACACGGACAUUCCCGAAGAUAACAAAAUAUCAGCAAAUGACGAGAACUGGACCGAUAUUAACCUAAACGAAGAGGAUGCCCGAACUGACUUAAAAGAAGAAGCUAGAAACGCCGAGAACAUUUCACAUUCUCACGGUCUAGACUUGGAAGGAAACAUAGAAAAUACCUCUCCAGACCGAGGCGAAAAACAUUUAGGCCAAAUCUCAGUGGUGCGGGUCCCUGAAAACUUGCUACAAGCUCCCACCAGCCAAAUCAGACCAGAUGAACUUCCAGUCAGCAGUUUGGUUGAUCACAUUUCGAUACCCACACCGUCCAGAGAAGCCUCCUUGACGCAGAAACUGGAAAUGGCUCUUGGUUCAGUCUGUCCCUUGUUACGAGAAAUCAUGGUUGAUUUUGCUCCGUUCUUGUCUAAAACCUUGGUUGGAUCGCACGGUCAAGAACUUCUAAUGGAAGGCAAAGGCUUGACCACGUUUAAAAACAGUACGUCGGUCGUAGAACUGGUUAUGUUGCUAUGCUCACAGGAAUGGCAAAAUUCUCUACAAAAACACGCAGGUUUAGCUUUUAUCGAAUUGAUCAAUGAAGGCAGAUUGUUGUCUCACGCCAUGAAAGAUCACAUCGUUCGAGUAGCGAACGAAGCCGAAUUUAUUCUAAACAGAAUGAGAGCGGACGAUGUUUUAAAACAUGCUGAUUUUGAGACUCAAUGUGCUCAAACUCUAAUGGACAGAAAGGAAGAGGAAAGAAUGUGCGAUCAUUUAAUUACAUCGGCCAGAAGAAGAGAUAACGUUACUGCUAGUAAAUUGCUAGAAAAAGUGAGAAAUAUCAUGGCAAACAAGCACGGCGCUUGGGGCUCUGUAGAUAUUAACGAGUACAGAUUAAGUGAAUUUUGGAAACUGGAUGCAUGGGAAGACGACGCGAGAAGAAGAAAACGUUUCGUUCAUAAUCCACUGGGUUCCAGUCAUCCCGAAGCUAGCUUAAAAGCGGCCAUUGAACAUGGUGCCCCGGAAGAUGCCAUUUUACAAGCAAGAGAAGAAUUUCAUGCUCAUUUGGCUGCGACAAGAAAUCAGGGUCAAUGCAGUGAACUGGUUGAUGACAGUGAAUUAUUGACAGAUGACAGAGAUCUAGAUAAUGACCAUAAUGGUCCAAUAAAUAUAAGUACAAAGGCAAAACUAGUUGCUCCAGGAGUCGUGGCACCGGGUAUGCUGUCGAUAACAUCGGCUGAGCUCUACUUUGAAGUGGACGAGGAGGAUGAAGAAUUCAAGAAAGUUGAUAACGAGGUUUUGAAGUACUGCGAUCACCUCCAUGGAAAAUGGUACUUUUCCGAAGUACGAGCAAUAUUUUCCAGACGGUACCUACUCCAGAACAAUGCCAUCGAGAUAUUCCUUGCCAGUCGGACGUCUAUUAUGUUCGCAUUUCCGGAUCAAAAUACUGUGAAAAAGGUGAUCAAUGCCCUUCCAAAAGUCGGUGUUGGCAUAAAGUACGGUAUAGGACAACACAGGAAAGCUAGCAUGAUGUCUCCUAGACAGUUGAUGAGAAACUCGAACAUGACGCAAAAGUGGCAGCGAAGAGAAAUAUCCAAUUUUGAGUAUUUGAUGUUCCUCAAUACCAUUGCUGGUCGAACCUACAACGACCUCAACCAGUACCCCGUAUUCCCAUGGGUGUUAACCAACUUCGAGUCCAAGGAUCUCGACCUGAGCCAACCAACCAACUACAGAGACCUUUCCAAACCUAUUGGAGCUUUGAACCCAAGCAGAAGAGCUUACUUUGAAGAGAGGUACUCAACUUGGGAGCACGAGAGCAUUCCACCAUUUCAUUACGGAACUCACUACUCCACAUCGGCGUUUGUCUACAACUGGUUGAUACGAUUGGAACCCUUUACUACGAUGUUUCUCGCUUUGCAAGGAGGAAAAUUUGACUACCCUAAUCGUCUAUUUUCUUCGAUAGCAUUGUCAUGGAAGAAUUGUCAAAGGGACACGUCUGAUGUGAAAGAGCUUAUUCCCGAAUUCUAUUUCCUUCCCGAAAUGUUUAUUAACUCUAGUAGAUAUCGGCUUGGCGUUGAUGAAGAUGGCAGGCCCAUAAACGAUGUGGAAUUGCCUCCGUGGGCAAAUACUCCCGAAGAAUUUGUAAGAAUUAAUCGCAUGGCUCUGGAAUCGGAAUUUGUUUCCUGUCAAUUACAUCAAUGGAUCGAUUUGAUUUUCGGUUAUAAACAGAAAGGUCCCGAAGCCGUGAGAGCUACUAACUGUUUUUAUUAUUUGACGUACGAAGGAAGUGUUGAUCUGGAUUCAAUUCAAGAUAAAGUUAUGAAAGAAGCCGUGGAAAAUCAAAUAAGAAAUUUCGGUCAAACUCCUUCCCAGUUGUUGAUGGAGCCGCAUCCACCACGCAGUUCGGCAAUGCAUUUAUCCCCAAUGAUGUUCUCCAGCAUUCCCGACGAUGUCUGUAUGACGAUGAAGUUCCUGUCGAACAGUCCGAUCGUUCACAUUUCAGCUAACACUUAUCCACAACUGCCAAACCCUUCAGUGGUGACCGUUUCGAUGCACCAACAGUUUGCGGUCAACAAAUGGAAUUCUGCAUACGCUGCCGUAGCUCAAUCUCCUAGCUACGCAGAGACACCCAAGGACCAGGCAGCCAAUUUGCCAUUAUCCAUGGACCCCGUUCUGUCGCUCACAAAUAACAGCAACCAGCAGAACCAGAUGCUUAGAAGGAAUCUGGGCGACAACUUUAGCCAAAAUCUGAAAAUACGCUCGAACUGUUUCGUUACGACUGUCGACUCCAAGUUCCUGAUCGCUUGCGGCUUCUGGGACAACAGUUUUCGAGUAUUUUCGACGGAGAGUGCCAAAAUUGUCCAGAUCGUCUUUGGUCAUUAUGGCGUAGUGACCUGUCUGUCGAGAUCGGAAUGUAACAUAACCUCCGAUUGUUACAUUGCAUCGGGAUCGGCUGAUUGUACGGUUUUGCUGUGGCACUGGAAUGCCCGAACGCAAACCAUAGUGGGAGAAGGGGAAGUACCGACUCCUAGAGCGACAUUAACUGGACACGAGCAGCCUGUUUCCAGUGUCGUGAUAUCUGCUGAACUGGGGCUUGUUGUCUCAGGUUCAUACAACGGUCCUGUACUAGUUCACACCACUUUCGGCGACCUUCUAAGAUCUCUAGAACCGCCAAGCGGAUUCAAUUCUCCAGAAAAUAUCGCUAUGUCUCGAGAAGGAGUUAUAGUGGUAAAUUAUGAAAAAGGCAACGUGGCUUCGUUUACCAUCAACGGAAAACGUCUUAGACAUGAGUCUCAUAACGACAAUCUUCAGUGCCUGCUCUUAAGCCGUGAUGGAGAAUAUCUUAUGACAGGAGGUGACAAAGGAAUCGUGGAAGUAUGGAGGACAUUUAACUUAGCUCUACUCUAUGCAUUUCCGGCUUGUGAUAGUAGCAUUAGGUCUCUAGCGUUGUCGCAUGAUCAAAAGUUUUUGCUAGCGGGUCUAGCGCUAGGAUCGAUCGUGGUCUUUCACAUCGACUUCAACCGAUGGCACCACGAGUUUCAACAGAGAUAUUGAUGGAAGACCAUCAGGCGACGCAUCAAGAAAAGAUGCUGUCACUUGUCACAUCCAAUACACUACUUAUAGUAUUUGAAUGGUACGUUCUCUUACUUUUUGUAAUUUUAUUUCUGACUCUCAAAACCAAAACUCAAAACUAAAAAUUAAUUGAAAAACACUUUGUGUUUGUCGUCGUUACUUCAGUUACCAUAUUAUAAUUAUUAUACGAGAUUCAGAAGUGUUAUAAUAACUUAGAUGGCGUACUAGUAUCUGCAUUUUAUAAUAGUAAUUCUAGGUAAUAUUUUAUUCCAUUUUUAUUUGUACUGGAUUAUGAAUCGGCUCAGAACAUGGACAUAGAAGAUUCUAAUGAUAAUUUUAAGGAUGUCGAUUAUUUGCUCCUCUAUUGAUUUGAGAAGAAACUUUCAAUGGAACUUUUUAAAGUACUGAUUUAUAUCAAGCUAUCUAUCAACAAUGAAACUCUUUCAUUGUUUAUUUUUAAAUUAUUUGCAUAAUUAGAUCCUUAAAGAAAGUAACUCGUACAACGCCAACGGUGAAAUACUCGUUGGACGAGGAACGUCAUGCAAACCAUAGAUAAAUGAAACAAGUUUAAGUAAAAUGUUUAUUGUAAAAUGCCCAUAAGGACAAUGUAAAUACUAUUUGGCGCUAUUCUUGGAACGGUCGCAUUCCCAAGCUUUUAAUGAUUCAAAUUUAUUACUAUUUUCUUUUAAUUUUGUAAAUAAAAUACAGUUUGAAACUAGAAGCUAGAGAGCUAGCAACGUUUUCGAGAAAGUAUUUUAAGACGUCUGGUCCUUUGGUAUAUCUUUUAUUAUGCUCUCUGGAACAGCGUGUAGGCCAUCUGACUGCCGAUACACGUUGCGUUCACUACUGCGCAUCCAAAGAAGAUUCUAUAUUUUUUACUUAGCGCUUUAAGUUCUAGUAUUGAAUAAAAACCGAGUAAGUCUCCAUUAGCUCGGCGCGUAGAGCUUCCGCCUAUUAAGCGAAGGUCAGUGGUUCGAUACUGGCUGAGGGUGCAACUUUUUUUAUCUUUUUUUCGUUUAUAUUCUGAUAGUAAAGUAUUAAAUAUUUGUUUUUUUUUUAUCACCAGACCGGAUGGCGUUUAUGGGUUUAUGAUCUGUAGUGUAUAUAAGUAGAAUUUGAUACUUUCAUUUGUUUUGAAGGAUUAUUGUGGUAAUUAAUUAUUAGAUAGGUUUAGGAUGGUCUGGCUGCCGCGCCGCGCGCCGGUAGGUUGCGUUCACUAC